GACAAUUUAUUAGUGUAUUUGAGUAAAUUCUAGUGCAUGUGUGAACUAAAGGUUAAAUAAUGGCAGUGGUUAAAACUGAAAAGCUCAAUAAUUUUAGUGUAAAAAAAUUUCAAAUGUGUAGGAAGCGUCCGAACACUAUUUGAUAACUGAGAAACUGCGCAACGCCGCCCUCGAUCGGUUAAUUCCGCAUCUAACCUGACGUGAUCCGAUCGUUACGAUGGAACCAUGUCCCUUUUCAAUGCACGUGGAGAUGCAGCAUCUUCUCAGUUGUUUCUAGAGUUUCCAUUCAAACCCAAUUUUCGGGACGAUCGUCAGUGAAAGUCGGUUUGGAAAUAAUUGUUAAAUGACGUCCGCCACCGCCACCAAACUGUUCUAAGCCGAAUCAUACAUUAUCGAGUUUUAUUUCGUCGUCCAUGUUCGCAACGUGCGCCGAUUCCGCACUCGUACGUUUUACAAAGUAAUCGGGCCAAUCCCGUUUAGCAGCCGGAACGCAAAAGUCGCUAUUAAUUUUUUGGGUAUAACGCGGUUGGCCUGAAAAGGGGCCAAAGCAAGAAAAAGGCAAAAUGCACGUGCUGAAAAUCACCAAACAACUGAAAGAUGAUAUAGAAACUAAUCAAAAUCAGUUACUGAAUUCUAUUCGUAAUCAUCAGGGGGUCGCAGCCAAGUUGAAGCAGCACUCAGAUGACGACGAGACUAUUGCUCAGGAGCUGGCAGAGGCCGAGAGCAAGAUUGUCGAAUUAGGAAUCUUUCAGCUAACGUUGAUGAAAAAACUGCGAGAAGAGUUCAAAAACCAUCAGCAAUCUGUAAAAACUGAGGUAGUAACGAGGUCUUUGGAUGAGCGGCGAUCCGAUCUGGUCACAUCCAUCAGCAGGGCUCGCAAGCAGAAGUUGAUGACGCGGGAGCGCAACUCGCCCUCAGAUGAGUCGGAGGGGAGGCAGUCGCCCCCCCGCGUCCGAGCAAGGAACCCCACCCGGCCCGAGCAUCUGAGCCAGAUCACCUUCCUGGAAUACUUCCGACUGGCCACCAACGACGUCUAUGCAGAGAUGCUGAAGAAGAAAGCUGAGCGAAAGCGAAGAAGCACGGCCAACCCCCAGUUUGUAUACAGCAAACGGGGGGAUCAGUCCGGACAGCCGCCGAAGAAGAAGAAACGAAAAACUUUUUUGAGGCAUGCCCCAUCGCCGCCUAACACCAGAAGCCGCAAGAACCAGGAACCAGGCCCGUCAAACCAGGAACCAGGCCCGUCAACAUCAAAGUCUCCCCCGCGGGCCACCAAUGGCAAAAAAUCCCCAUUAAAUGGCCACAAAACUGAGUCGUCGUUUCCAGCCAUCCCCAACCUGCCCAGCGGAUUAAUAAUCGAAAGGAUCAGUCCAGGACGAACGUCGCCCGAGCCCAAGCAAUGCAUCGUCUGCAAAAAACCAGUACCAAUUGCUGUCUUUGAAUCAGCAGUGUUUCGCUCAAAUUGCUAGUGUUAAAAAAUUAAGUAUAGGGAAUAUUUUUGUAACGGCGUGUGACAAGUCGCCUUGUCCAUUAAAAUAUUUUUACAUUUAA
Dendroctonus ponderosae (mountain pine beetle) is the source of this 1548-nucleotide messenger RNA. RefSeq names its product PHD finger protein 21A-like. Lineage: Eukaryota; Metazoa; Arthropoda; Insecta; Coleoptera; Curculionidae. The record is from RefSeq and is a predicted model, not a curated record.